GCAUUAAUAAUAAUUGAAAAUGACUAAUAUAAAUGUCUCCGAUCCAUUCAUCAAUAACUCAGAGUCCCAACCAUUUUUACCUCCAAAAAUUGAGGAACCUGAAAAGUCGAAGAAAACAAUCUUUGGACAAGAAGUUGAAUUUGAAUGUACAACGAGCAAAUGCCUAGACAUCACAAAAUCUUACUUUCCGAUUUUGAGUUGGCUCCCAAAGUACAAAUUAAACUGGUUGCAAUGUGAUAUCAUCGCUGGAUUAACUGUUGGAUUGACUGUGAUACCACAGGGACUUGCUUAUGCUCAAAUAGCUGGUUUACCUGUCCAAUAUGGUCUCUAUAGUGCUUUCAUGGGUGGAUUUGUGUAUUGUAUAUUUGGCACGAGCAAAGAUAUAACGCUUGGACCAACAGCAAUCAUGUCAUUGCUAGUGCACACUUAUGGUGAUGGAGAUCCUGUUCAGGCUGUUUUGCUGACCUUUCUAGCAGGCGUAGUUCAAUUUGCAAUGGGGAUAUUACGUCUAGGAUUCAUUAUGCGUUUCAUUUCUACCCCUGUAAUCAGUGGAUUCACUUCAGCGGCCGCAAUAACAAUUGCUCUUGGCCAGUUCAAGCAUAUAUUUGGAGUGAAAACAACUUCUAGUAGCUUUGUUCCUCAACUUAUCGAAAUGCUGAAAGCCCUUGGGGAUACUAAUGUAUGGGAUGUUGUAAUGGGUCUCAGCUGUAUUGCAUGCCUGGUGUUACUGCGUUAUAUAAAAGAUUGGAUUGAGCCAGACUCCCCAGAUGAUACUAUUUGUCAAAAAAUAUCAAAAAAAUUCGUUUGGGUUAUAAGCACAGCAAGAAAUGCUGUUGUGGUCAUAUCAGCUGCAUUUGUAGCUUAUGCAAUCCACUCUCAAGAUAUCACAUCAUGUAAAGUUGAAGACUGUGUUACCCUCACUGGAAAAAUUGAUGAAGGGUUGCCAGAUUUUAAGCCACCGGAAUUCAAUGAAGUCAAUGGAAACACUACAGUAACGACAAAGGAGCUUGUAAGCAGAAUAGGUGACGGCAUGUUCGUGAUUCCGUUAAUGGGACUCCUUGAAAGUAUCGCUAUUGGGAAAGCUUUUGCGAGAAAAAACAACUAUAUACUGGAGACUAAUCAAGAAAUGAUAGCUAUCGGUGCUUCUAACAUCCUCAGCUCAUUUGUAUCAUCAUAUUGUGUUACUGGAAGUUUUUCUCGAACGGCUAUCAAUGCUCAAAGUAAUGUUAAAACCCCUGCUGGUGGGAUCUUCACCGGAGCGCUUGUGAUUUUAAGCCUUGCGGUCCUGACGCCUUCAUUCUACUAUAUCCCCAAAGCUGCACUCGCUGCCGUAAUUAUCUCCGCUGUUAUUUAUAUGGUUGAUUAUGCUACUGUAGUUACUUUAUGGAAAGUCAAAAAGAUUGACCUGUUACCAUUAAUUGCAACUUUUCUUGUGUGUUUCUGGCAAAUUCCUUACGGAAUCCUCGCUGGAGUUGCAGUCUCGCUUCUAAUCAUGUUAUAUCCAAAUGCUUUCCCGGGAAUCCCAUACAAAACCAUCACAAAUCGUGAUUCUGGAACUAAUGUCAUUGUAACCCCUGAAGCGGGUCUACACUACCCAGCUGCGGAAUAUGUAACUGAUAAGAUAAGGCAUCUUAUCUUCAAAAAGAUAAGCGAUCAAGAUAUAUCAACGAUUACUAUAGAUGCAUCAAAUCUAUCUCAUCUAGAUUACACUGCAAUUCAGAGCUUUAUAGAACUUGCUGAAGAGUUUAACAAACACGAUAUUAAAAUGACAUUCAUUAAUCUCAGUACAGAUAUGAUGGAUUCACUACAAAAAGCUGACCCAACUUCGAUCAUUAUAUUUGACAGUGAUAUUGAUGAUUCAAGCAGUUAAAAAUGUUCAUGUGUGGUAACUUGUUAUCAACAGCUGCUUUAAAAAUGUCUCACACUUAUCCUGAUUGUAUGGCAUUCUAAGCUUCUGCGAAAGCACAACAUUUAUCCCCAGAAUGUCCUAGCGUGAAUCUCACUUCAUAUGCUCACGUUAAACAUUUUCCCAACAAUAUACUCGGACACAACACUGAUUGACUAGCAAUAAUGGUAAGUCUAUACAGCAAGAAAAAACCUUAAAAAUUUUUGUAUAUAUUGUUCAUAAUGGAAGACCUUCUGAAUAUAGACAUGUGCUUGUUGUAUAUUCUCUGUACUGGCAAGUGUACUGGCAUACUCAUGAAUCACAGCAUUUUUUAUUACUUUACGCAACCUCUUAGUACCUUUUAAUACUGACCAACACUCCACCUGGUAAAGUAUCUUAGCCCUGAACAAAGUUUUAGACAGACAUCUGCUUAUGUGAUAGAUAUUCUAUUUCUGGAGGAAUUAGAAUCUGUAUGGUUCAUCACAAAUAUCUGGAUAACUAAUCACAUACCUGACAUUGACUGGUAACCAGACCAGAUUGGUUCACCAUAUCUCUAGAAUAAUAUGCAAAUCUCAUCCUACUGUACUGUACCUACUGGUUCAUAUUAAUUUUAGUACAUAGUAGACAAGUUGAUUGGCACGAGGUUUGCACCCAAAACCUUUAUUCAUUGAUACCGCAUGACGACCACACUAAUCAUAGGAUUUGUCCAUAUCUGCAUAAAUUUCAAUAUACGGUCAUAGUCAUUUAUCAUUGUGUACCAAGAGUCAUUUCUGUAUUGGUAAGCUUUUUUCGGUAAAUUUCAUUGAUAAUCUGUAUCAAGUAUUUACUGUGUAUGUUCUAUUUAAUCUGUAUUAUUCUUUCAACAUUAUAUUGGUAUUCAUUUAUUUAUUAUUAGCAUAUUACAUUAUUUUUGAUUUUCAAUACUCUUUAUAUUACAUUAGUACUUGACUAUGCUUGACAAAUGCCAUCAAAUAAUUGUGAUAGUUCAGUUUAAUUUAUGCUGUAGCAAGUGAUGAGAUUCAUAAUUUUAUGAACAGGUCUAUAGGGUGUUCAUAAAGUCUUGAAGUUUUCAAAAUUGCGAAGGGAAUUCAUCGAUACGGAUACCAUAUAUUGUUUUGGCCUUCGCAGAUGUAAUAAAUGAA
This is a messenger RNA of Styela clava, 3027 nucleotides long. The record is from RefSeq and is a predicted model, not a curated record. NCBI's taxonomy places the organism in Eukaryota, Metazoa, Chordata, Ascidiacea, Stolidobranchia, Styelidae.